Lactuca virosa is the source of this 738-nucleotide messenger RNA. NCBI's taxonomy places the organism in Eukaryota, Viridiplantae, Streptophyta, Magnoliopsida, Asterales, Asteraceae. The record is from the annotation of a GenBank genome assembly.
AUGGUGCUCGACGAAAUCAAAGGGAGGGGUGUUGAAGAUCGAUUGAAGGAGAUUGCGAGCUUGCUUUCCAGCGAACCCUUCUCGUUCCAGCAGCAGCUCGUCCCGGCAACAAUCCGUCAGAAGAGCGACAACAUCAUCAGUCGGCUGGAAUGGGGUUCAGCAGUUUCGAUUUGUGGGAUAAAAGGAAGAGAAUGGUGGGUUUGGGUGGUGCUUCAUCUACCGGAGGGGAGAAGAGGCUCCGAUGGCCAUUCAGAGAGGUGGGAUGGCGACGAUGUUGCCUUGGCUCGCCAGCAGUCGCCUUCGAUGGAGGAUGUCCCCGACGGAACUGCUUUGACCUCCGGAAAAGGAACAAAGAAGAACGAAGGGGGUAUGAAUUAUGAUGGCCGGAAAACUCCAAUUCCGGUGGUUCUUCUUCCACCGUGAGAGAGAGAUGGAGAGAAUGGAGUGAAUUGUUGUAGAAGGAAGAGUGUCAGGGAGGGUAAGACAACUUGUUCCAGCUAGUUGUGAUCUUAUUCCCGAUUUUUUAAGGUGAAAUUGAUGAUGGAUUGUGUACUAAAAUCUUUGGAUGAUCUUGUAGAGUACAUUUCUUUGCAUUACUGGUUUUUAUUUAAACAUGUGGGUGUUUUUGUGUGUGAGAAAACUUGUCAAAUAUGUAUCUAAAAUACAUGUAUCUCUUCAUGUAUUUGGUUGAAUUGUUAUUAGGCUUGAUAUGUAUUAAUAGUUUCCUUAGUAUCAUGU